Molecule: messenger RNA, 1436 nt
Organism: Porites lobata
Lineage: Eukaryota; Metazoa; Cnidaria; Anthozoa; Scleractinia; Poritidae
Source: the annotation of a GenBank genome assembly
AUGUUUAAAACUCUUUUUAAUAUCAAUGUGGACGAAGAGAUGGAAAAUAGAAGCGAAGAAUUAUUACAAGCGGAUGAAGAGGCCCAACGAAAACGUAAUGCUGCAGCGGAAAGAGCUUUCAAUACACUCAAGAGGGUGAGCGAAUUGAGGAUGAAUUAAAACAACACGACCAAUUCAAAGCGGUCAUGAAGUCCAUGUUGGGUGACAGAGGCGUCUACGGAGAAAACAAAGGAUAAAAAAGAGGCGGCAAAGAAAACAAAAUCAAAACCAUCCAAGGCAUCAAAGAGUGAAGAACUGAAGAAGAGAAUCAGGACACGUUAUUGGCGGACGCUCUGGCAAAAUUAGAGAAGAAGAAGAAUAGAAAACGAAAGAAGCAAAAUAAUUAGACCUCAACUUUAUUUUUUUUUAUCAUGCCUGAAAAACGUGUGCAUGCUGCUGCCGUGGAGGAAGACUUAGAAGUAGUGGAAGAAAACUUUUCAAAUCUGGCGAAGAAACCAAAACUCUAGAUGAGACUUGGGAGAUUAUUUUCCCGUUCGCAUCAAUCCAGAACCUUUAGCUGCUGGCGAAAAUGCUAAGAUAUUGCGAUUUGAAGUCAAAUCGAGAGGUGACACGUUUCUAAUACCGGCCAAACACAUCCGUCUACACGCUGCUUUCAUACUAGACAGAGAUGGGGCAGGUGCUAGAUUUGACGAUCCUCACGCUAACGGUCGUGCCAACGGUGCAGAUCAUUACGGCCGAUUUGUGAAUGGAUUGAAGUACAAGGCAAUCAAGAAAAUCCGAGUGAAACCGGGAGGUCUUCAAGACAUAGAACAAGUCGGUGACCAUUUGAAUUGUAAAGAGUGGCUGAAUUUCCUGGCUUUCUACAACAAGUACGAGAAGAAAAAUAAGGCAAAACGGAGAAAUGAUUUCUUCGAACCAGAUUUGGUGGGUUCUCACUGGGAAAAUGCAGUGGGAGUCACUCUGACAGAUGCACAGAUCAGGGCAGUCACUAAUGACAAGAAAGGAUUGGAUGCCAUGAGAAGGUUGGAAAAGAGAUGUUUUGAUGAAGAUCCCAUACACAUGGAUUUUCUCCUCUUCCUGGAGAAUUUUGUCAGAUAAACAGUGCAACAACAAGUUUUUUAAUGGCACAAUAGAAAUAGAAUUUGCUUCAAAUCAGCAAAUGAUUAUUGCCAGACAAGGUGACGAUACUGGGUUGGGAACGGUAGAGCAAGGCCAUUAUCGGUUGGAUCGUGCCAACUGUUAUCUGGAAAUAUUGUACAUGCAAAAAAGCAGAUCCAAACGAAAAUGCAGACAUUCAAGAUGCCAUGAUAAAUCACGGCGCUCAGACGUUCACUGGCACGGACAAGUUUCACCUGAUGGUGAGUCCCCCUUUUCGUCCAGUUGUGGGCGAUAAUCUCAUUCAACGCUGGCACACGCUGGACUACAGAAUUCCGAAC